AAGAUAACGAGAAGCAAGGGGCAGCGACAGCGUGGCUGUCAUUUAGCAAUCGCGCAAUGAAUGUUAGUUAUCCUUGGGAAUGGUGGCGGCCCCCUCCAGGCCCCGGGACGGGGUGGCCGCCCCGCCCCCAUCACCUGAGCCCUCCGUCCCUGCCCCCAGCCCCGGCAUUGGACUCGGCGGCCGCCGGGGACCUGACGGACGCGCUGUGCGAGUUUGACGCGGUGCUGGCCGACUUCGCGUCGCCCUUCCACGAGCGCCACUUCCACUACGAGGAGCACCUGGAGCGCAUGAAGCGGCGGAGCAGCGCCAGCGUCAGCGACAGCAGCGGCUUCAGCGACUCCGAGAGUGCAGAUUCACUUUAUAGGAACAGCUUCAACUUCAGUGAUGAGAAACUGAAUUCUCCAACAGACUCUCCUGCAGCUCUGCUCUCUCCCCCUGUCACUCCUCGGAGAGCCAAGCUAGGAGACACAAAAGAACUAGAAGACUUUAUUGCUGAUCUUGACAGAACGUUAGCAAGUAUGUGAAACAAGGAAAGUUCUGGGUCCUUUCAUCAUAAGAGGGAAGCUUCAGAAAGCUCUGAGGACCUGGUAAAAUCAGCUAUAGAAUUUGCUGCCAGAGGAGACAGAGAUGAGCACUCACCUACCACCAGGCCAUACUCAGGCUCACCCUAAAACCAGCCUUUGGACUCAUCUCUGAGCAAUUUAGACAGUGAAACUGACUUUGUUUACCUGCUUGCAGUGUAUUAGAACAGACAACCCAUGCUAAUAUUGUAUUUUCUCUUAAAACAUAGCUUUCCUGUAAUUUAAAGUGCUUUCAUGAAAAUAUUUGUAAUUAAUUAUAUAUAGUUGGAAACAGUAAUGUGCUUUUACCAUUAUAAUAUAUUUUUGUAUGCAAAUAAAAUUUGAACUGGA
Messenger RNA from Ceratotherium simum simum (southern white rhinoceros), 911 nucleotides. Lineage: Eukaryota; Metazoa; Chordata; Mammalia; Perissodactyla; Rhinocerotidae. The record is from RefSeq and is a predicted model, not a curated record.